Molecule: messenger RNA, 936 nt
Organism: Elephantulus edwardii (Cape elephant shrew)
Lineage: Eukaryota; Metazoa; Chordata; Mammalia; Macroscelidea; Macroscelididae
Product: olfactory receptor 2L2-like
Exons: 1
Coding region: 1-936 (311 amino acids)
Biological process (GO): G protein-coupled receptor signaling pathway
Cellular component (GO): membrane
Molecular function (GO): G protein-coupled receptor activity; olfactory receptor activity
Source: RefSeq, a predicted model, not a curated record
AUGGAAAAUUAUAAUGGAACAACUGAUUUCAUAUUAUUAGGACUGUUUCCAUCAUCAAAAAUUGGUCUAUUGCUCUUUGUGAUCAUCAUUCUCAUUUUCCUGAUAGCUCUAUUUGGCAACCUGUCCAUGAUCCUCCUAAUCUUCCUGGACACCCAUCUCCACAUACCCAUGUAUAUCCUACUUAGUCAGCUCUCCUUGAUGGACCUAAGUUACAUCUCCACUAUUGUCCCCAAAAUGGCUUACAACUUCCUGAGUGGAGACAAGUCAAUCUCCUUCAUUGAAUGCGGAGUCCAAAGUUUCUUCUUUUUGACUUUAGCAGGUGCAGAAGGUCUUCUCCUUACAUCUAUGGCCUAUGAUCGCUAUAUAGCCAUUUGUUUUCCUCUUCAUUAUCCUAUCCGUAUGAGUAAAAAAGUGUGUCUGCUCCUAAUAACAGGAUCUUGGAUAAUGGGAGCAAUCAAUUCUUGUGCCCAUACUACAUAUGCACUCCAUAUCCCCUAUUGCAAAUCCAGAGCCAUUGAUCAUUUCUUCUGUGAUGUUCCAGCCAUGCUGACUCUGGCUUGCAUGGAUACGUGGGUCUAUGAGUACACAGUGUUUGUGAGCACUUCCUUUUUCCUCCUGCUUCCUUUCAUUGGCAUUACUUGUUCCUAUGGCCGGGUUCUCCUUGCUGUCUACCGCAUGCCCUCAGCAGAAGGGAGGAGAAAGGCCUAUUCCACCUGUAGUACUCACCUCACUGUGGUCACUUUCUACUAUGCACCAUUUGUUUACACUUAUCUUCGUCCAAAAUCUUUUCGAUCUCCAUCAGAAGACAAGGUUUUGGCCAUUUUCUAUACUGUCCUCACUCCCAUGCUGAAUCCUAUAAUCUAUAGCCUCAGAAACAGGGAAGUGAUGGGGGCUUUGAGAAGACUAAUUCAGAGAAUUUACUCUGUGAAAGUUUAA